AUGUCACAGGAUUUAAUUGAUAAUACAGACAUAAAUUCAACAACAACCACCAAAAUCAGACAGACAAAAACCAUGAAUAAAAAGACGGGUGCUGCAAAUGGUUCUGAUGCUUCCAAUAAUGGUAAGGAUUCCAGUAAGGAUAAACCAAAAGCAUUUACCAUCAAAUACAAACGUCCAAGAGGAUCAAGAGCUUGUACUGUUUGUAGAUCAAGAAAGGUAAGAUGUGAUGCUGAGAUUCAUAUUCCUUGUACCAAUUGUAUAACAUUUGGUUGUGAUUGUAUAUUACCAGAAGCUAAGAAGAGAGGUAAUCAACCAGGUGAAGGUAAAAAGAAGAGACAACAAGUUCAAGAUGGUAAAGAGAAAACAACCAAGAAACGAAAAAAGGAUUUAAUUAAAGGAGAAGAAGAUUCAACUGUAAAUCCACUGGAUACAACUUCUGCAGUCAAGAAUAAUCAUGACGACCACUCAUCUCAUUUCAGUAUUCAUCGUGCUACUCCAGUGUCAGUGGCAUCAUCUCCACGUCUAAGUGGUCCAAUAUUAAAUAUUUCUCAAGUAAGUGUUCCACCAUCAUUACAUUCAACUUAUAAUACCCGUCCACAAAUUCUCAAACGUAGAAUGCACAACUUUAAAAACAAAGCCGCUUUAACCUUUUUGGGAGCAUCUUCUAUUGGAGUCGUACCUCAACGUAUUGGUGAUAAUCAUGUUGAAUUAACUGAUGAUGUAUUUGAAGAAACUGAUAAUUCAUUAGAUUCUGUUGAAUUAGAGAUUUUGAAAUUAAGAGGAGCAUUCUUAUUACCAAAUAAGGAAUUAGCACUUGAUUUGAUAAAUGCUUAUUUUGAACAUGUACAUCCAUUAAUGCCAGUCAUUAAUCGUACAUUGUUUAUGAAGAAAUUUAAUGAUCCAGAUGAUAGUCCAAGUUUAAUGGUUUUACAUGCUGUGUUAUUAUGUGGUUGUAGAGUAUCUAAGAAUCCAUUAUUAUUGGAUUCAAAAGGAACUAAGAAUUUAGCUGCAUUGACCUUUUUCAGAAGAGCUAAAGCAUUGUAUGAAAUGAAUUAUGAAAGUGAUCCUAUUUCGAUUAUACAGACUUUGAUUCUUAUUGGAUCCUAUUGGGAUGGACCGGAAGAUGUGACUAAAAAUUCUUUCUAUUGGACAAGAGUUGCAGUUGGUGUAGCUCAAGGAUUUGGUUUUCAGCGUGAUGUGAAUAAUAAUAAGAAUUUAACAACUUCAGAAAAGAGAAUAUGGAGAAGAAUUUGGUGGUGUCUUUUUGAAAAAGAUAGAAAUGUGGCUAUCGCUUUUGGUAGACCCGUGGUUAUCGAUUUAAAUGAUUGUGACGUUCCAAUGUUGACUAUAGAUGAUUUUAAUGAAGAUGAUCCAGAAUUAGAUAUUGUUUCACCAUAUGAAGUUGAUGAAACACAAGCAUUAUAUUUUAUUCAUUUGGUCAAAUUAGCUGAAAUCACUGGUAUCAUUAUCAAACAUCAAUACAGUGUCAAAUCAGAAUCAAUGAAAAGAAGAAAUGCAUUUUCUAUUAUUGAACAUUGUGAUAUGUUGAUGGGUAUUUGGUUUACUAAUUUACCUCAUCAAUUGGUAUUUUCAUUAGCUGAUAAUGAUACUCAAAAUUUCUAUUCAUGUCUUUUGAAUGCCCAAUAUUAUAAUAGAUUAUAUUUGGUCCAUAGAUCCAAUUUGAUAAGAAUGGCAAGAUCAUCAUCUACCAAUCCAAAUAAUUAUAAAUAUCCAAGUUGGGGUAUUUCUUUCCAAUCCGCCAGAAUGAUUUCUAUCAUUUCCAAGAUAUUAUUAGAUCGUGACCAAAUUCAAUAUGUGCCGGCUAUCUAUGUAUACAUUACUUUCAGUGCGUUAGUUAUGUUGAUUUAUCAUGUUGAUUCAACCAAUCCAGUUAUUGCCUCCACUGCAUCUGAUUCGUUAUUUGUUUCAAGAGCAGUAUUGAAAGAAUUGGUUCGUUAUUGGCCUAUUGCUGGUGUAUUGAUGAAGUUGUUUGAUAAAUAUGCCGAUGAUAAAUGUAAACGUGAACAAGUUAUUGCCAAUGGAUCUGCCAUUGCAGAAUAUAAAGAAAAUAAAGAAAGAAGAAAUGAUAGUCCAAUGGAAUUACAAGAAAAUCAACAUACAAUUGCUCAACCAACAGCUACUCCAGCAAAAGCAAACAAUAGAAACUUGUUUUCACCUCCUGGUUCAUCAAUUACAUCUGGUAUUUCUCCACUUGGACGCGUGUAUGAUAACUUCUCCAACUUAAAUACAUCAGCAGUUAGAUCAAUGCCACAAAAUAAUCAACAACUUCCAAAUAUGCCACCAAAACAUCAUACUGAAGGAGAAACACCAAAUAUUGAAGAUUUGAUUACUCAAUAUAAAUUACCCAAGAAACUUGCCGAAACAGGCGGAACCAGUGAUAAACCAACCACAAAUGAAACUUCCCCAUCAUCUUCAAUCAAAUCAUUCCCCGAUAUUUCAUUGGUUACUGAUAACCUCCAAAAUAAUCAAAAUUUCUUUGCUAAUUUUGAACCAACUCAAUUAUUUCCAAAUUUCAGUCUUCCUCCAACUAGGGAUCAAACUCCAGGACCACCAGAAGAUGGACCUAUUGGAAGUAAUGUAUAUAGUACCAUGCAUCAGCUGUUAAGUCAAGGUAACGAGCCCCAUCAACCACAACAGCAACAUACACAAGACCAACAACAACAGCAACCCCACCUUCAACAACCACAACCGCAACUGAACCAUCAUCAUAUGACGCCACACCAACAUCAUCAUCCAGACGAUAUUUUGAAUCCAAACACCCCGGGAUUCCAGACUAAUUUCGUUGAUAGUUCAUAUAUUAAUAUGAAUUUACAAUCUGGGCUUCCUUUAGAAGAUAAUUUAGGAGCUUUGUUUAAUUUUUACAAUUAG
Hemisphaericaspora subhashii is the source of this 2889-nucleotide messenger RNA. RefSeq names its product Ctf1p (gene CTF1). The transcript has a single exon. Gene Ontology annotation, molecular function: zinc ion binding; DNA binding; DNA-binding transcription factor activity, RNA polymerase II-specific. Gene Ontology annotation, biological process: DNA-templated transcription; regulation of DNA-templated transcription. Lineage: Eukaryota; Fungi; Ascomycota; Pichiomycetes; Serinales; Debaryomycetaceae. Bases 1 to 2889 code for a protein of 962 amino acids. The record is from RefSeq and is a predicted model, not a curated record.